AUGAGUUAUGCUUAGCACUACCGUAUAAGUUGGCCUAGGGAUAUCUUGGAAGUUUGUUAUAAUAUUGGUUUACACGUGUUGCAACUGACUACAUAGCUACGAAUAAAAAUGUCUGGACGGGCCAGAGGACGAUCCAGAGGUCGGUCUCGAGGAAGCGGAACUCCUCAGGAAGAGCCUUCCAGAAGACCAGGGGAAGAACAAAAAAGAGCACCACCACCAUCAGCAGCUGCUCCUGCUCCUACACCUGCUGGGGCUACUAGUGUAGCUGGCAGUGGUAGAGCAAGUUACCGUGGUGGAGGGACUGCACCUAGACCAGGGGCAGGGGAUGCCCCAAGGGCCCCAGUAGAAGAGAUGGCCCAGCUUAGAGUUGGAACGGGAGAUGCAAAGCAAAUUGGAAGGAGGAGGGCAGACUUUAGAUAUACAGAUGUCAAUACCCGGCCAGCUCACAUUACAGACAAAAGGGGAAGUUCUGGGACACCAUUACCUUUGGCGACAAACUUUUUCACAUUUGACUGUGAUGAAGAUUGGUCCCUUUACCAGUAUCAUGUGGACUUCAACCCAAUGAUAGACAGUCGUAAGAUGAGAGCAGGACUGUUGUUCACACAUGCUGAUCUUCUUGGACCAACCAGAGUUUUUGAUGGCAUGAUCUUAUAUUUACCACAUAAGCUUCCACAAGAGGUGACCGAGGUUUACAGUCAGACCAAGCGGGACAAUGAAAAUAUUCGCAUUACAAUCAAGUUGACCAACACCUUCCAUAGCACCAGUCCCCAAUGCUUGCACUUGUACAAUGUUAUAUUCAAAAGGAUCCUAAACCUGAUAGAUAUGCAGCAAAUUGGUAGGAACUACUACAACAUGGGUCUUGCCGUGGACAUUACUCAACACAAACUUCGGGUGGUGCCUGGAUUCAUUACCUCCAUACUACAAUAUGAACAUAAGGCCAUGCUUUGUGCUGAUAUAUCUCACAAAAUCAUGAGGAUUGAUACCGUCCUUGAUAUGAUGUAUGACCUGUACAAUGCUGGGGACAGAGGUGGCGAGUCCUUUUACGAAAAAUGUACAAGAAAGUUUGUUGGGAGCAUAGUGCUGACAAGAUACAACAAUAAAACAUACAGAGUUGAUGACAUAGAGUGGGAUGUUCAUCCAACAAGCACCUUUAAGAGACGUGAAGGAGAAAUUAGUUUCAAAGAGUAUUAUAUGAAGGCCUAUGACAAAGAGAUCAAGGAUGAUCUUCAGCCAAUGUUAGUGAGCAGAGCCAAGCCAAAGGAGGUGAAAAUGGGGCGUCCAGAAACACUGCUUCUGGUUCCAGAGUUGUGUAUACUGACUGGCCUGUCAGACGACGUAAAGAAUGACUUUUCGGUCAUGAGAGACGUUGCUUCUCACACCAGGAUUGCUCCAGAGGGCAGAUGCAAUACCUUGUCUGGCUUCAUGAAUCAGAUAAAUACCACACCAAAGGUUGUGGAAGAGCUGAGAGGAUGGAGACUUCGGUUCUCACAGAGCCUUCUGCAGAUAGGGGGACGUGUCUUACCAAAGGAAGCCAUCUACCUGUCAAAUGCCCAGUGCACUUACAAGCAAGAGGAUGCUGAUUGGAGCAGAGAUCUUCGUGGCAAGCAACUGCUUACAAGUGUGCCUCUGGAUAACUGGGUCAUUUGUUAUACCAGGCGUGAUACAGGAAACGCCUCAGAUCUGGUGAACACACUUAGUAAGGUGGGACCACCAAUGGGCAUGAGGAUCAACCGCCCACAGCAAUGCGAGUUGAAUGAUGAUCGCUCUUCUACUUUCCUGGACAAUUUAAAGAGAUAUGUAACAAAAGAAACUCAGCUAGUUCUGUGCAUCCUGCCCACCAACAGAAAGGAUCGGUAUGAUGCAAUCAAAAAGGCUUGCUGUGUUGACCAUCCAGUGCCUAGCCAGUGUGUGGUUGCCCGUACUCUGGCUAAGAAACAGAUGUUGAUGUCUGUGGCAACAAAGAUUGCCAUUCAGCUUAACUGUAAACUUGGUGGAGAGGUUUGGCGUCUUGAUAUCCCACUGAAGAAUUUGAUGGUUAUCGGUAUUGACACCUACCAUGACUCGGCUAGCAAAGGCAGAUCUGUUGGAGGUGUGGUAUGUAGCAUUAACAGAACCAUCACAAGGUUCUACUCCAGAUGUACCUUCCAGCACACUGCGCAGGAGCUCAACGAUGGACUCAAGAUCUGUGUUAGAGAUGCACUGAAAAAGUACCAUGAAGAAAACGGCAUGUUGCCGGAGAAAAUAGUCAUCUUCCGAGAUGGUGUUGGGGAUGGACAGCUCCCAGCCGUUCACGAGCAUGAGGUACCACAAGUCGUAGGUACAAUCAAGGAAUGUGCUGGGGAUGACUACAAUGUCAAGAUUGCAGUUGUGGUAGUAAAAAAGAGGAUCAAUAGCAGAUUCUUUGCAAAGGCUGGAAGAACAUAUACUAACCCUGUUCCAGGGACUGUCAUUGACACAGAGGUCACCAAACCAGAAUGGUUUGACUUCUUCCUGGUGUCACAAUCAGUGCGACAAGGAACAGUAACUCCAACACAUUUUAAUGUCAUUUUUGACACCACUGGAUUGAAGCCAGAUCAUAUGCAGAGGUUGACAUAUAAAAUGACUCAUCUCUACUACAACUGGCCGGGAACCAUCAGAGUGCCUGCACCAUGCCAAUAUGCGCACAAGCUUGCCUUCCUGGUAGGACAAUCAAUCCACAAGGAGCCGUCCUUUGACCUUGCUGAUCGUCUCUACUUCCUAUAAAAACCUACAAUUAGUGUUACAAGAAAUUUUUGGAAAGGAUGUUUCAAGUCAAAACAGAAACAGAACGACAACAUCCCUUUCAAUAACACUUGAUACAUUUUAUUAAUCAUCACAUGUGUUCUUUGUGAAGUAUGAUCUGUUUUAUUGCAAAUAAGGAUCAAGUCUCCUAUACUAGUCCAAGUGAAAGUGACACAGUUAAUCAGCCAUUGUAGUCCUUUGAUACAUCUUAGAGUGUUAAUUCCAUUUUAACCAAAAUACAUGACUGGAAUAUUUUGAUAAUUGAUAUUAAUGAUACUUGUGUUUAAAGGACUUCAAAAAACACGACUUGGGACACAGGUUUUUGAUAUUAAUAUAGGAUGUGAAUUUGUCGGUCGUGUAAACUUCUCUUGAAGAACAACUACGCAAACCUGUCAUAAUUCAAAAGAUCUCUCUUUUUUUUUUUUUUUUUAUGAUAACAAAGGUGGGAACAGGGUUAUAAUCAUGGGAUUUAAAUUUGGCAUAAACUAAUGCUCAAUGUUAAUGAUUUCAAGAAUGGCAGAUGAGAUAAAUCAUCAUAUUGUUAAGAAUGAACGUCAAUGUGUUGAUAUUUUGUUUAUGAAUGUGUUGAGUGACAAGCAAUUUGUUUCCAUUAAUGCAACAUUCCGCCCUUUAGGUAGGUGGUAUGAACAUUUCACCAAGGAUAUGAUUCCUCAUGUUGCAAGAUGGCAUUCAAUUUAAGAGAUAAAAUUGCCAUCUACAGUUGAAAACAUCUAGGUGAAAUCUGUACCAUUAUAUUAUAUUUAUCCCAGAAUCAGAUACUCACUUCCAACCAAAAUAUUCAAUAUGCAUACAUUUUUUUACAUGAAGCAUUUAUUACCAACCCAGGUAUGAGGAGGGUUGAUUUAUACCAGUCUUCUCAAUAAAAUGGUAGCAAAAUUGUGCAAUAUUACAAGGGUUGUAAUUGUUAAUCUUUGAAGUGUAAUACAUGACAACUGAUAUUUAGCAAUUAUGCAAACAACAUGUUUGAAGUUUUAUUAAGGCUUGAUGACCUAUAGCUAUCUUGCUUCCGCCAGGUGCCAUCAGCCGUCCGCCAUGCGUAAACUUUUGACAUUUCAAACUUCUUCUUUUCAAGUCCCUUCAGUGGGAUUGAGCUCAAACUUGGCUGAAGUAAGAUUUCCUUCAAAGUAGAAAAAAUAACCCUUCUCCCUGCUGAAAGUUUUUUGUAGUCAGAUGACCAGUAAGGCCCUUGGACAUCUUGUUAAUAGAAGAGACAAAGUGUAAAUAUUUAUUUUUGAAAGAUUUGUGGUAUGUAUUGAUUGUGUAUACUUGAGAAAGUGUGCCUUCAGAUUUCACUUGUAUCAUCAUUUAUCAUUUCAUGCGAAAAGUUACCCAAAUUAUUAGAGAUUAACCAUUGAGUGACAUAAUUACACAUAGAGACCUGGACAUGGUAUAUCAAGCAUUUUCUUAAAAAUGGAAGAGGACAAAAAUAUAGUGUGAUAGUGAGAGUGUAGAAGUCAGUGUGUCAGCAUUUCAUACUUGAUUCAAUUUCUUUUUUUUUCUUUUACUUUUUUUUUUAGAUAACAUUAUUUAAUUUUUUUCAGGUUUUUAUAAGGUCAUUACAAGCGGCAAAUUUUUAUGACACUAAUACAAUAAUGAUUCACACAAAAUAGUUUUCUCCCUCUAAAUUCAGUCAUAUCAAUUUUUGAACAGAUGUACAGAACAGACAUGAAUAGUAUUCAUGAAAUCAUCACUUUUCUACAGUAUUUUUUUAUUUCUUAGUUAUGGAUUAACUUGUAUUAAUCAAAAUAUAGACAUAACACUUUUUUAUCAAUGAGUCAAUAAAGAUUAGAUGUUUUAUA
Messenger RNA from Ylistrum balloti, 4580 nucleotides. Its product is annotated as piwi-like protein 1. Gene Ontology annotation, molecular function: protein binding; piRNA binding. The transcript has 19 exons. The coding region runs from base 109 to 2742 and encodes 877 amino acids. Gene Ontology annotation, biological process: regulatory ncRNA-mediated gene silencing. The record is from RefSeq and is a predicted model, not a curated record. Lineage: Eukaryota; Metazoa; Mollusca; Bivalvia; Pectinida; Pectinidae. Gene Ontology annotation, cellular component: P granule.